Cetraspora pellucida is the source of this 887-nucleotide messenger RNA. The record is from the annotation of a GenBank genome assembly. NCBI's taxonomy places the organism in Eukaryota, Fungi, Glomeromycota, Glomeromycetes, Diversisporales, Gigasporaceae.
GUAAACCACUACAUCGUCUAUCAGAAUUCAUAAUCAUGCUUGAAGAAAAAGCAAAUAAAAGUAAUAAAUAUUGUGUUUGUAAAGAAUGUAUAUCAGGUUCUUCAUAUGCAAAGGCAGAAAAAAAUAAAUUUGCAAAUACACAAGAACUUGUUCAUCAUCACCUAAAAAAUUGUAUUUAUUUUAAGCAAAAAUACAAUGAAUCAGAGCAAGCAGAAAUUUUGAGCAAAUCCAUUUUAGUAGCUAAUAACCCUAAACAAGAAAAUUCUGAUGAUAAUUCUGAAGCUUCUUCAUCAAAAAACUUAUCUGAGGCUUCUUCAUCAAAAAACUCAAUGGCUACAACUGUAUCAUGUGGUUGGGCUUUUUCAUGGGUAGAAAAUCCAGAAAUAAAGAUGCUUUUUGAAUUUGUUCAUUCUUUAAUUAAAUUGCCAUCACAAAAAAAUCUUAGUGGUCAAAUUUUAUUUGAAUCUACACAAAAAAUAACCAAAUCAAUUAAAGAAAUAGCACAAAAUGAUAAAGAUGGGAUUACAUUAGCUCACUACUUAUGUUUUGCAAGUAUUAUUAAAUCUCGUACUGCUCUUAAAAAUUUGGCCACAAAAAUUGAAGAAGAAAAUGAUGAUAGUCUUAAAGAUUUUUUCAAAAGUAUUCUUUCAAAUAUUUCAAAUAGUUGUCUUACUGAAGUUCUAUAUAGUUUCGGAUGGGUGUAUCAAGUAAUUAAAAGUAUUUCAGAUGAAGCAUUUAAAGAUUAUUUAAUAACAAAAUUAGAAAAGCGAUGGUCUGCUUGGGAGCAGCCAUUGUUGCUUUUAUCUUUUUUAUUACAUCCAAAUUACCAUAUUAAACAAUUUAAUCAAUGCAAUGAUGAUUUGUCUUUUACAAAUCUGGAACAAUGA